Messenger RNA from Cucumis melo (muskmelon), 1740 nucleotides. RefSeq lists its product as uncharacterized. The coding region runs from base 274 to 1569 and encodes 431 amino acids. Gene Ontology annotation, molecular function: tRNA dihydrouridine synthase activity; flavin adenine dinucleotide binding. Gene Ontology annotation, biological process: tRNA dihydrouridine synthesis. The record is from RefSeq and is a predicted model, not a curated record. The transcript is spliced from 13 exons. Lineage: Eukaryota; Viridiplantae; Streptophyta; Magnoliopsida; Cucurbitales; Cucurbitaceae.
UGAAGAAAAGAAAUAGGAUUGCUAGAAAGAAAAAAGAAAAAUAAAAAAAGAAAAAAAGAACCGAAGAGAUUUGAAGCGGAGUGGCCAAGGCCAUAAAAUCCGAAUACUACGCCUCCCAUAUCUCUCCACUUUCUUCUCCGCCGCUCAAUCUUCGUCCCUCUGAACUCCGCCGCACCACCCACCGCCCGCAAGUGGUGGCCAUCAAAUUCCCGCCCCCCUGGUUACCAUAUCUCCAUAAUUUUCUGAGGAGCGGACUGUGAUAUGAAUUGAGGGAUGAUGAAGUUUGCUGGAUGUUCUGUUACAGCUUCUUUGACUCCUGUUCACUCUGUCAUUCGGAAGAGCCAUCCCAGGCUUUCAUCAAGUAUAUUGCAAAAGAAGUUGUCUAAACCAAUUAGUUGGUCUUCUGGAAAUCAGAUACUUCGUCAAGGUCCAGAAGCAGAAAUGGUUGCUGGACGUUAUUCCCCUCCAUGGUUUAGUGUUGCUCCUAUGAUGGAAUGCACUGAUAAUCACUACAGAACUCUUGCUCGUUUAAUAUCAAAGCAUGCGUGGCUGUAUACCGAGAUGCUUGCUGCUGAAACAAUUGUUUACCAAAAAGAUAAUCUUGACAGGUUCUUAGCAUUUUCUCCAGAUCAACAUCCUAUUGUCCUGCAAAUUGGAGGAAACAAUUUGGAUAACAUUGCAAAAGCUAUUGAGCUUGCCAAUCCUUAUGGCUACGAUGAAAUUAAUUUGAACUGUGGAUGUCCAAGUCCAAAGGUGGCUGGACAUGGGUGCUUCGGUGUUCGCCUUAUGCUGGAUCCUAAGUUUGUUGGCGAAGCCAUGUCAGUAAUUGCUUCUAAGACUGACGCUCCUGUUAGCGUGAAAUGUCGAAUUGGCGUUGAUGACCACGAUUCAUAUAAUGAACUUUGUGAUUUUAUUUACAAAGUUUCUUCCUUGUCGCCAACUAAGCAUUUUGUAAUCCAUUCCCGUAAGGCACUGCUCAAUGGUAUCAGCCCAGCUGAAAAUCGAACUAUUCCUCCUUUGAAAUAUGAAUAUUUCUAUGCACUGAUGCGUGACUUUCCAGACUUGAGAUUCACAAUAAAUGGGGGCAUUAACACUGUUGAUGAGGCUAAUGCUGCUCUGAGACUAGGAGCUCAUGGUGUAAUGAUGGGCCGAGCUGCUUACCAGAACCCUUGGCGUACUUUAGGACAUGUAGACACUGCAAUUUAUGGUGCGCCUAGCAGUGGUAUCACACGUCGUCAGGUCCUUGAACAGUAUCAAGUAUAUGGGGAUUCUGUUUUGGGUAGAUAUGGAAAUAAGCCAAAUAUACGAGAUGUUGUGAAGCCAUUGCUUCACCUUUUCUACACAGAUCCUGGAAAUGGUCCGUGGAAGCGUAAAGCUGAUGCUGCUUUUCAGCAUUGCAAGACCAUCAAGUCAUUUUUCGAGGAAACACUUGUUGCCAUUCCAGAUUAUGUAUUGGAUGCUCCUGUAGCAGAACCUCCCUCUGGACGUGAAGAUCUUUUUGCCAAUACGCUUAGUUUGAUGCCUCCGCCAUAUGAAGAUAGAGAGCAAAAGGUAGUAUUAGAGGCUUAAUUUUGUAUCAUUGUUUAAACCUUGUAUAACAGAAGAAUUUCUACAUUUUUCACUUAUUCUUUGCAUAUUCGUUGAUGGGUAAUCAAAGAUAUUACCCUUGUAAACUGGUCAUUCUUCUUACUUGUCAGUAGAAAAGGUUUAUUAGAGGUUUUUGCUCUUUUCUUGUCUUGA